Molecule: messenger RNA, 1800 nt
Organism: Diorhabda carinulata
Lineage: Eukaryota; Metazoa; Arthropoda; Insecta; Coleoptera; Chrysomelidae
Gene: Mccc2
Product: probable methylcrotonoyl-CoA carboxylase beta chain, mitochondrial
Exons: 7
Coding region: 106-1761 (551 amino acids)
Biological process (GO): L-leucine catabolic process
Cellular component (GO): mitochondrion; methylcrotonoyl-CoA carboxylase complex
Molecular function (GO): methylcrotonoyl-CoA carboxylase activity
Source: RefSeq, a predicted model, not a curated record
ACGCCUAUGUGUGAGGUCAAAAUGAUAAUUCAACUUUAUCCACAUGCUAUUAUACCAUUUUAUCGUUUUUUAUUUUAACUGCAAGACUCGAACACGACACUGAAAAUGUUUUCUAAACCAACAAUAGUUUUAAAACAAUUUUUAUUAACAAAUCAAUUAUGCAAAUUGUCAACCAAUACCCUUAAGUCAAAUAUAGAUGUACAUUCAACACAGUUUAUGGAAAAUAGAGAACGUAUGAUCGAGCUUGUGAAUACUCUCAGAUCCAAAACUGAAAAAGUUUUGAAAGGUGGCGGUGAUAAAUAUGUUAAAAAGCACGUUUCUAAAGGUAAACUAUUCGUUAGAGAUAGAAUUAAAUUGCUUUUAGAUAAAACCAGUGCUUUUUUGGAACUAUCCGCGCUUGCUGCAAAUAAUAUGUAUGGCGAUAAUAUUAACUCUGCAGGAAUAGUUACUGGAAUUGGAAAAGUUAGUGGGAGAGACUGCAUGAUCGUAGCAAACGACGCAACAGUUAAAGGCGGAACUUACUAUCCGAUAACUGUAAAAAAGCAUCUAAGAGCACAGGAAAUUGCAGAAGAAAAUAAUUUACCAUGUUUAUAUUUGGUCGACAGUGGUGGAGCUAAUUUACCCCAUCAAUCAGAUGUAUUUCCCGAUAAAAAUCAUUUUGGUAGAAUAUUCUUUAAUCAGGCUAACAUGUCUUCCAAACAGAUAGCACAGAUAGCAGUAGUAAUGGGUUCCUGUACAGCAGGUGGGGCUUAUGUACCAGCAAUGGCAGAUGAAUCGGUGAUAGUUAAACAACAAGGGACUAUCUUUUUGGCUGGACCUCCUUUAGUAAAAGCAGCAACUGGAGAGGAGGUUUCUGCUGAGGAUUUGGGAGGUGCAGAUCUACACUGUACAACUUCUGGAGUUACUGAUCACUAUGCUCUUAACGAUGAACACGCCAUUGAUAUAGCAAGAAAAAUAGUAAAUAAUCUAUCUUAUAAACCUCCCGUUACUUUUGACGAAUCGUUUCAAGAUCCUUUGUACAAUCCUGAAGAUCUUUACGGUAUCAUAGAUACGGAUUUGAAAAAACCCUUCGAUAUAAGAGAAAUUAUUUUACGAGUGUUUGAUGGAUCGAAAUUUGAUGAAUUUAAGAAAAAAUAUGGUGAUACUUUGGUGUGUGGAUUCGCAGGAUUGUAUGGAAAAACAGUGGGAGUAAUAGGAAAUAAUGGAGUGUUAUUUUCUGAAAGUGCUAUGAAGGGAGCACAUUUUGUUCAAUUGUGUACCCAAAGGAAAAUUCCCAUUAUAUUUUUACAGAAUAUUACAGGUUUUAUGGUGGGUCGACAAGCAGAAAUGGGUGGUAUAGCCAAAAAUGGAGCCAAACUAGUAACAGCAGUUUCUUGUGCUAAAGUUCCAAAAAUCACAGUAAUAAUCGGGGGAUCCUAUGGAGCUGGUAAUUAUGGUAUGUGUGGAAGGGCAUAUUCUCCUCGAUUCCUUUACAUGUGGCCCAAUGCAAAGAUAGGAGUGAUGGGAGGUGAACAAGCUGCUGGAGUACUAUCUCAAAUUGCCAGUUAUGGAAAAGAUUGGACUGAAGAACAAAAAAAAACUUUUGAAAAGCCCAUUUUAGAAAAAUUUGAAAAUGAAGCUUCACCUUAUUUUAGCACUGCAAGGCUUUGGGAUGAUGGAAUCAUAGAUCCAAAGGAUACAAGAAAAAUUUUGGGUUUAAGUCUAGCAGCUACUUUAAAUAAAGAUAUUCCAGAUACUAAAUUUGGUAUUUUUAGAAUGUAAAUUUUUUUUAGAUGCAAAACAAUAUAUUUUUAAACCAAA